This is a messenger RNA of Aedes albopictus (Asian tiger mosquito), 2592 nucleotides long. It is a transcript of the gene noc, whose product is annotated as zinc finger protein Noc. The transcript is spliced from 2 exons. The coding region runs from base 423 to 1886 and encodes 487 amino acids. Gene Ontology annotation, cellular component: nucleus. Gene Ontology annotation, biological process: negative regulation of DNA-templated transcription. Lineage: Eukaryota; Metazoa; Arthropoda; Insecta; Diptera; Culicidae. The record is from RefSeq and is a predicted model, not a curated record.
CGUGAAGGAAACCAUGAUGAAAAUGUACAUUCGCUCGCCGUAGCCAUAAAUCGUUUCUAGAUAUCCAGUUUUCAGUUUGAGUUUGUCUUUCGGGCCGUUAACAGCUCUUUCGUCUGAGCUCGGAGCGCUAAGUGAAUUGGAUUUUGUUGAGAGCAAAUGUUUCCUCUGUGUGUUGGAAGGUGAAGAAAGAGGCAAACAUUUUAACAAGAAUAUUGUUUGAAUGAAGAAAGUGGAAGCUACUAUCAGCUGAGGCAUUGUGUGGCGAAGGGAGGAUUCUCUCAGCAAAGCAUUCCGGUGUGUUAAAAGCGGUGUUAUCUACAAUCAAAGGAUAAUAAUAGAGUUGGGGGUUACAACUUGUGUGAAAAAAAUAAACGAACAAACUGUUUGAAGAGGAGUUUCGAAGAGAAAGGAUAUACCAACAAAUGGUAAUUUUGGAAGGAGCAGCUAUGUUACAAAUCGGAAAUAAUCAGUAUCUGCAACCGGAUUACAUGUCGCCGCUGCCAACUUCGUUGGACGCCAAGAAAAGCCCACUGGCACUUUUGGCGCAAACAUGUAGCCAGAUUGGUGCAGAUUCCGGAAAUAUAACCGUCAAAUCCCUUGUUUCUCCAUCGGAAAAGAAUAAAAAAUCUUCAUCGUCAUCAUCAUCUUCGGUUUCAUCUGCGGGUUCCAUCGAGAAUGGAGGCCAUUCCAAUAACUCCAGAUCCCCGUCGGUGAAGACAGAAAAGUCGGAUGCAUCUCCAGAAAUUAAGCUGGCUUUCAAACCGUACGAAAUGAAUGUGCUAACUACAAAGGUGAAGAACGACGAACGCCCGUCGUCAAAAAUGAGCAGUGGAAGUGAUAUAAUGAAUAAUAACAGUGUAAAUCAUGUCAAUAAUAAUGACCUGAAAAAAGAUAUGCGCUCGUCAUCGCGUGGUAGUGCAGAAUCUCCUCGUGCAGGAAGUGUUAAUGGAAACAAGAAUGGUGAAUUAAGUGAAAAUGGUAAAAGUACACCCGAGGGUAGCAGUAGGAAGACCAGCUCUCCAAACGAUCGUGACAAAACCUCUGCUAGCCCUAUCAUUCGACCGGGUGCCGAAGUUAUGCAAGCAGGAAAAGAUAUGUCAGGAUACAAACCAAGUGCUUACGGAAUAAACCCACUAACUGGAUUACCGUCUCCGUCGGGUAUUGAUCAUACAAAUCCAGCAUUCAGACCUCCGUUUGCUGGAGCCUUCAGUCAUCAUCAUGCCGCAAUGCUAGCGGCGGCAUACCCUGGAGCAGCUGCUGCUGGUGCAAAUCCAUACCUUAGCUACACUAGGGUUAAAACUCCUUCGGGCGGUGAAACACUGGUACCCAUUUGCAAAGACCCCUAUUGCACUGGAUGUCAGUUUUCCGCGCACAAUCACCAAAUGAUGAUGGGAGGUCAGUGUCCUGCAGGUUGUACGCAAUGUGAUCAUCAAAAGUACAGUCUAGCUAUGGCCAUGGGUACUCUACCGCCGGGGUAUCCUUAUCCACCGGCUGCCACGCAACCUGGCCGCCCCUACAUGUGCAACUGGGUUAUUGGUGAUUCAUACUGUGGCAAACGAUUCAAUACAACCGACGAGCUUCUGUCACAUCUGAGAACACAUACCGCCAAUCUGUCGGACCCGGCGGCUCUGGCCUUGCAGCAACAGUUGAUGCCGCUGAGUGGAAUCUUCCCACCAUCAUCGCUACACCGUGGAUAUCCAAAUCCGCCAUUGAGCCCGCUUUCUGCUGCCAGAUAUCAUCCCUACGCUAAGCCUGGAGCAUUACCCGCUGGCAUUCCUGGUUCCCCGUACGGAGCGGCUUUCAACCCUGCUGCUUUCGGGCAAUACUACUCUCCGUAUGCAGCUGCUUUGUACAGCCAACGAAUGGGAGCCGCAGUUCACCAGUAAAAGCGCCCCUCCCAUUCGAAGAAUGCCCAGGUGUUAUUUUCUAUGAAUCUGUGAUAUUAACUUUAUUCUAUAUUGCAAAAGAAGAAAUGCUGAAAUUUUGCGAAAAUGCAAAGCGUAGUGAGACUAGAAUGACAAAAUUUGUGUCGUGGUUGUAAAACUGGUUUCAAGAUUAAUUUGAGCCGUUCAAGGGUCACUAGUGAAACUGUACCAAAUAGAUCGUGUAAAAGAUUCUUCAAACUAGUUUUAUACCAUAGAUUUGAAGCUACUUUUCUAUCUGAGUAGGAAUGGUAUCGCAGUAGAUUACAUGGUUUUGAUAAUGCAGAUAUAACUGAAGCCGUCGGCAUUUUGUGCUACUCUUUCGAGGGAUAAAUUGAAGCCACAAACUGGAUUCUUAUUUGAGCUCUAAACCAUUGCAUGAGUAACUUAUUGUUUUAACCAUAAAAUAAUUGCCAAACAUCGUAGUUUAAGUUUGAUUUGUUUGUUUUUGCUUGUUCAUUUGCCUCUCAAACAUAAGAGCUAAAGACUGUAGUGAUUCUUUCAUUGCGAAUACAGAACAAAGGACAAAAUGUACAGAUAACAUGAAAAUUAUAGGAAUGAGAAAUGGUAUAUUAACUGUAGCAAGCCGUAAAAAGCUCUAUUAAUUAUCUUUAAGCGUACGGAAAGAAAUGAAGAAGAAGAAAUAAACGAUUUUAUAAAGAAAACCAAA